Messenger RNA from Paracoccidioides brasiliensis Pb18, 3516 nucleotides. RefSeq lists its product as uncharacterized. The record is from RefSeq and is a predicted model, not a curated record. The transcript has 2 exons. The coding region runs from base 1 to 3516 and encodes 1171 amino acids. Gene Ontology annotation, biological process: lipid metabolic process.
AUGCCUAGAGCUGGCUCUGAUACACAAGCUCUGUCUAAAAGGAAGGCCGACCCUGAUGACGCUGACGAUGAUUGGGAUAUUGAGGAGCAUACCUCUUUAUCACCCAGCAGGACUCUUCUUCCGCGGCCAGUGGCUUCCCUUGUGACACUAUUUGCCCAGUCGACAUCUCUAUCUCUUCGUGUCGGGACAUUCCUAGGCAGAUUUACUAUCGAUAGUGCAAGAGCUACAACUCUCACCGGCCUGGCACUGAGCAGGGCUGUUGUCGAAAAGAUCCUGCUAAAAGCUGGAAGGGAUGUGGCAUUGCAGGGCACCGAGUAUGGAAGGGCGGAGGCCGAAUCGCUGUUGGAGCGCAGUUUGGCAACAUUGCACUUGACUAUAACGUCAGCGUCAUUCUUUGCCUCUGCCGGUUUCCACUUGUCUUCAGUGACCUUAUCUUCGUUUUCCGAUUUCUCUCAGAAUCUUCUUUCCACGCUGGAUGCCAUUCUGGGAUCGUCUGAGUCGUCUCGUGCAAUUGCAGCUAUUGUCACUCUUAUCAUAAGAGAAUUUCGCAGCAAGGACACUGAGUAUGGUAGAGAGAGAGCUGGCGUAUCUGAUCUGCUGGUUGGUUCUAUCGGCUUCCUCUUACUGCAGCGCUGGGGUCGACGAACCACUGAGAGGGAAAUGCGGGAGAGUGGAAAGGAGGAAACGGUUUGGGAUGUAGUGAUUCUGGACAACGGGUUGAGAGCGGAUGUGGUAGGGACCCAACACACGGAUUACCCUGAAGAUCUCGACACAGGGCCGGCCAGUGCCACUACGCGCCCAGCAUCUUUCGUAAUACCAAACGAGGCUGACGGGACUGAGCUUUUCGGAACAAUGGAAUAUGACGCAUCUGUCAGUCGACACACUCUGGGCACCCUUUUCCCCCACGUUUCACUCCCCGCAGAUCAGCAGCACGAACUUUCUGAGGAGGAAAUUCGAAUAUACAUUAUGAACCAGCUACCAGAAGGCGCCAGAGCUUCCAUAAAAACCGAUACGAUAACGUCCAGAACCAUUACGGUUGACUUUUAUGAUCACGACGUUGUUGAUAUAUCUCCCCCGCCUGGUACUGCAAUGGUAGCAGAAAGGUUUCACCAUCUUCUGGACGCUGAAUCAGGAGAUAAUUCAAACAACUGUGUAAGUCACUUGCCUAAGCAUACGGUUGUAUUUCGAACCUCCUCAAACCACACGGAAAGCGCAGAACUACGCCGAGAGGGGCCGAAUGGUCCGCCACAUACUCCAGACCAAGACGGCAACACGCGACCUCCGUUGCAAGAUACGCGGGAAUUGAGCAAAUCCGAUGAUCUAAUGGCUGAUGCGGGGCCAACUUUUACCGAUAAUUUGCCUGUAUCGGAUCCUUCCGUAGAGAUAACGGGUGAUAGCCGAUCCUCUCGAAGGGCCCAAGCCAUUCCCACAAGCGACUCUGAAGUGCAGAAAGGAACUCGUGUGAAAUGUCCAUUCUCUAAGUUUACCCAGAAGGUAAUAUCUCCCACGGAUGAUAAAGUGAGCAAUAAAAUGCCGCCGUUGCAAAGGAUUUCCAGGGGUUUAGCCUCCCGUGGGGGAGAGGACAGUCAAUCAGACAAGGAAAAUAUUGCCCCGCCAAAUACCCCGAAAAACCAUUUAUUGAAAAUACCAUCUGGCAGACCCAACAUCAGCGAAACUCUGCAUUCCGUUGGGCCAAAGCUAAAACAUUCGAGUUCAACUGACAAGACUUUGCCUCGUAUGCCAUCGAGACAUGAUUCUUCAAACCAGAAACGAAAUUCUGGCAAUUCUACACAUCCAAACACCUCUCGGGUUAAAAGCUCUUCAAGGCCAAGUUAUUUCUCGGUUCGAGGAAAGAGCGUCGAAUCUUUUGUCGCGCAGACUGAUACAUACUCCCGCCGCCCUUUAGAUUCAAGACCUAGCUCUCCCACUAUUGCAAGGAAUCACGUUCGUAGCAACAGCGUCCUCUCCAGGACGAGGUCAGAAAAAGAUAUAUCUACCCUACUUAACGAUGAUGAUGCCUGCCCUCGAACUCCAACAGCUCAUCGUAGAGGAUCUAUCAUAUCCCUGGCACCGAGUACAUAUUCCAUUGCUGACGCCGGAUCAGAAACUUCUCUGGUGCUUGCCCCUCGACCGGCAAAAAGUGUAUACGAAGAUCAAGCCACGAUUCGGGCCCUUAAGCGUGACGGGAGGGUUCCCGGAAUGUUCCCUGACGACCACAUUGUGAAAAAUAUCCAGAGAUUUUGCCGCUUCUCAUCUGCAUCGUAUGGUUCGAACUUCCUCCGCAUAAUGGGUAUCGGAGAAGUCAAACAUACAUGGCAGAAGAACAAAGAUAUUUAUGAUGAUAAUCAUGAGCACCGUUCAUUUUCGAAACAUACUGGACUCCCAGCGUCAACUAUACUGCUUUCAUCCUUCGUCGACCCUGCUGGUGGCUCGAAUUCAGCUGGUGAAACAGCUGAAGGGUUCCCCUUGGUCCACUAUCUAUCCCUAGAUCAUGCCUCCAAAGCCGUUGUCCUGACGCUUAGAGGAACGUGGGGAUUUGAAGAUAUUUUGACAGACAUGACAUGUGAUUAUGACGACCUCUACUGGUUGGGAAAGACAUGGCAGGUUCACAAAGGAAUGCAUGCGUCAGCAAGGCGGCUCCUCGAAGGAGGUGGGAGGCGUGUCAUGGUGACCAUGCGAGCCGCAUUAGAGGAGUUCCCAGAGUAUGGUGUCAUUUUCUGCGGCCAUUCCUUAGGCGGGGGGGUCGCUGCUCUCCUCGCAACCCUAGUGUCGAAGCCAAAAGAUCCCGACAAACCUGGUCCUUCCUUCGUAACUGCAUCAGAUCCUUCACUAGACAUGUCCAUGGUAUCCUCCAGCAGCACGCAAAUCGAAAAGCAUCCGAACCAACUCUUUCUCCCCUCAGGACGACCAAUACACGUCUACGCCUUCGGCCCACCCGCCGUAAUGUGCCCGUCCCUCCGCCGUGCCACAAGAGGUCUAAUCACAACAGUCGUCAACGGCCAAGACAUCGUCCCCACAUUAUCCCUCGGCGUCCUCCACGACUUCCACGCCGUCUCCAUGGCGUUCAAAAGCGACAUGUCCGACGCCAAGUCUCAUGUCCGCUCACGCGUCUGGGAAAGCAUCACUGCGCGUCUUAUGAACGGGUUCUGCGUAAAUAGGCCGCCACUAUUCAUACAUGCAGGCGAUAGAGUCGGCGAGGAUUCCUGGGCCUGGACCACGCUGAAAUCCCUGCGAGAGAACCUGGUUGCGCCAAAGCUACUACCCCCUGGCGAAGUUUUUGUCGUCGAAACGAUGCGCGUUUUGCAGCGCGAUUCAUUUACACUGGAUCCCUAUAGCAGCACUGAUGGGUCGCCACGCCUGGGCCGACCUGCAACUCGUGUGCAGCUAAAAUUCAUCCGCGAUGUGGAAACGCGGUUCCGUGAAGUCAGAUUUGGGUCCGGGAUGUUGGGAGAUCAUAGUCCCGGUAGGUAUGAAGCUAAUCUGGGAGUCUUGGCGAGGGGGGUUUUAGAGAAUUGA